Messenger RNA from Nicotiana attenuata, 790 nucleotides. RefSeq lists its product as uncharacterized. The transcript has 2 exons. The coding region runs from base 168 to 656 and encodes 162 amino acids. Lineage: Eukaryota; Viridiplantae; Streptophyta; Magnoliopsida; Solanales; Solanaceae. The record is from RefSeq and is a predicted model, not a curated record.
AGUAGGAGAUAAGUAUAUAAAUGUUUCCUUAUCAGAAACUUGAUAGAAAUUGCAACGUAUUACCAAGUCUUGAGGAAACAAGAAAAUCAUUAUCUUCUAUUCCGUUACUUAUCUCUAUAUUUUUUUCCUUUUCUUUAGCAAAUUAAAUUCAGUCAUCUUUAAAUAUAAUGGGGUUGAAAGAGAAGAAUGGUGGUAACCAAAUGAAUAAUGUUGAGACGUGGGUUAUUAUGGAAACUGAGAAUUGUAUUUCUGAUGAUUAUUCCCUUCACUCAAAUUCGUCGGAAUCUUUGUCUUCGUCAUUUGAGCUAGAUGAUGAUGCUUCAUCUCAUGGACCUUUGUAUGAGUUGUCUGAAUUAAUGGAUCACUUACCUAUCAAGAGAGGAUUAUCAAAAUAUUAUCAAGGGAAUAGUCGAUCGUUUGGAUGUUUAGCAAGUGUGAAAAGCCUAGAGGAUCUUGCAAAGAAAGGGAAUUCUUAUAAUCAGAGAAUGAAAUCAUUUAAGAGUUUUGGUUUAGAUGUCAAAAGAUCAUCAUUUCGUCCAAAAGCUACCAUUAAAAAGAAAUCCUACUCUUCAAGUUCAAGGAGACCUAUUUUAUCAAACACUACUCUUCAUGUGGCUAAUUGUACAUCUCCCAUUUCUUUGGAAAAGAAUUUUUAGUUUAUUAAUUCUUAGAAAGCUUGUAGUAAAAAUUUUUUUUUUUUUAAGCUAGCAACAUGUGAAAUUGUGAUGGGAAAAUGGUUGACAUUUUCAGUAGAAAGAGAAACAAAUUUUGAGCAGAAAUGUUUGUUGAU